This is a messenger RNA of Pestalotiopsis fici W106-1, 408 nucleotides long. RefSeq lists its product as uncharacterized. The transcript has a single exon. The coding region runs from base 1 to 408 and encodes 135 amino acids. The record is from RefSeq and is a predicted model, not a curated record. NCBI's taxonomy places the organism in Eukaryota, Fungi, Ascomycota, Sordariomycetes, Amphisphaeriales, Sporocadaceae.
AUGUCUCUCCUCCCAUUCAGCGUAUCCUCGCAGUCGGCAGCCGUCGCAUCGGCAGCCUACUUUUUCGCAGCCAUCAACGUAGGCUUUGGCAUCAACGCCAUCCUGAGACCGACCAACGGUCUUUCAUUCUUUGAGUUUGCACCUCCCGCCGACCCGAGCACCCGUGCCAUGGUCAACAGCCUCAUGGCCAUCUACGGCGUACGCGACAUCUUCAUGGGUGCAGCCAUGGCCGCUGCCGCAAAGUUUGGCAGCCCUGCUGCCCUCGGCUGGAUCCUCAUUUCAUCUACGGGCGUUGCCAUUGCCGAUGGCCUGGUGUGCUAUAGCCACGGAAAGGGUCAAUGGAAUCACUGGAGCCAUGCGCCUCUCUCGGCGGCGGUGGGCCUGGUGUUGCUGGGCUGCUUGGAUUGA